AAAGACGAAAAAAUAAUGAGCGAGAAAUCUUCUUCCAAGGACGAAGCACAAGACAAAAGGCAAGAUGGAAAGGAACAGCAAGAAUCUAAAACGAGGACUGAGAAUAAAGAGGGCGGCGAUGAAAACGAAGAUCUUGAUGAAGAAGCAGACAACGAUCAAGAUGAUGAAGGAAUCGAUGUGACACCAGGAAAAGAGAAAUCCAAAACAAAAACAGAUCGUAAAAAAUUAUCAGAAAGAAUCGAAAAUUUUCAAGUUCGGAUAAAAAUUCACGAAGGAAGACAAAUGACAGGAUCGAAUAUUAAACCAGUGGUGAAAAUCAAAUGUGGACCGAAUCAAACAAAAAUAACAAGAGUAAAGAAAGGGGCGUCUCCCGUCUGGGAAGAACUGUUGAUGUACAACUUCAAAGAUUCGCUGAAGAAUUUAUAUGAUUAUGUGGUCGAGUUCACGGUCAACAACUCGAAAAAACUGAGAACGGAUACAUUGAUUGGAUACUUCAAACUUGAUCUGGGAAAUGUAUACGAUCAAACAGAUCAUGCUCAUGUUCGCAAAUGGAUCUUGUUGACUGACCCAGAAGAUAGCAGCAACACCCCUCAUGGAUAUCUUAAAAUAACAAUAUGUGUUCUUGGAGCUGGAGAUGAACCGCCAAAUGAAAGUGGGAGUGCCGAAGACGAUGACGUAGAAGGGAACGUUCUCACGCCUGCAGGGGUCACAUUUCAAUCUGUCAAUUUUAUUUUCCGGUUUUUCAAAGCAGAAGAUGUACCUCAGAUGGACACAGCUGCAUUCCAGGGAAUGAAGAAAUUGAUUGGAUUUGGAAAUGAUUCCCCGGAUGCUGAAGAAAAACUUGUUGACACUUUUGCUGAGAUCAAAUUUAUUGGGAAAAGACAAAAAACUAAAGUGAUUGAAGAAAACAAUAAUCCGGAGUGGAACGAAGAAUUAUGUCUGCCAUUAAAAUUUCCAUCAAUGUGCAAUUUGAUCAAGAUCAGACUAUACGAUUGGGAUAGAGUUGGCACAAACGAUGCCAUUGGAUCUUUCAGUCUCCCAAUUUCCGAGAUAUCUUCCAACGAUGAAGAUGCAGGUUUCUUGCCGACGUUUGGACCAACUUUUAUAAACUUGUAUGGCUCACCAAGAGAGUUCUCCAACUUGAAUGACCAACUAGACGACAUGAAUUACGGGAAAUGUGGUGGCUGCGCUUUCAGAGGGAGGCUCAUGGUUGAACUGAAAACAAAACUGCAGGACGACACGGAAGAAAAGACACCAAAAUCCCAACCAAUUGAGGAUGACAUCAUAGCAGCAACCACAAAAUAUAUGCGAAGACGAAAAUAUCGCUUGGUCGUCGCUUUCUAUGGAGCGAGUAUGAUUGAAAAAGCUGAUAAUGCAGUUGAAUUCGAAGUAUCAAUAGGAAAUUACGGGAAUAAAUUCGACGUUGAUACACCCUUAGAUUCAUCAACUACAGAACCCACAAAACCAGUGUUCGGAGGUACCCAUUAUUCGUAUGUCUCCUGGGGUGCAAGAAAACCAGUAAUCUGUUUGACUUCAUACUGGGAAGAAGUUGACUUUCGCUAUCAUUCAUUGAAUGUUCUUCUGAGAAUGGUUUCAUCAUUGGAAACCGACAUUGAUCGCGUAGAGAAAAUGAUAGACGACAAAGAAUUUGGAGAAAUGGAGACGGCAUCGGAAAUUGUAGGAAUUCUGGAUGAUUUGAUAGGAGCGUGCAGAAAAGGAAUCCCCGACCCACGAGGUAGGAACGUUGCAAAUGCUCUAGAUCAGCGAGUGUUCCAAAGAAGAAAAUUGCAACUUGAAUUGAUUAUGAUUGAAGCAACUGAACUUCGACGAACUUGUACUGAUGUUCGGUUAGCUCUGACAUCGCUGCAAGAUUACUUAGAACGUUUAAAAGAACUGGCACAUGAGCCGCAAAACAGUAUGCCCGACGUCGUCAUAUGGAUGAUUUCGAAUAAUCAAAGAGUAGCGUAUGCUAGAAUUCCUGCAAACGAAGUCUUAUAUAGCAAAAAUCGAGACCAAUACUCUGGAAUCAUGUGUGGUAGAACACAGACUAUUUUUCUCAAGUAUCCAACAACAAGCAGCAAAAGUAAAAAGAAUUACAAAUCUUGUCAACUUCAAGCAAUGAUUUGGCUUGGGCGAGCAGCAGACCAAGAAGAUUUUAAUUUUGAUUCGAGAGGACAAAUAUCUGUUUACGCGGACAUGUAUGAAAUUCAGCAGAAGAAUCCAAUAAGAGGUUGGAUAUCCGAUGGCUACAAAGAUCGAUCAAUGAAGAUUUCACUUUCAAAAGACAAAUUUCUUUGUCCAUCAGGAUGGCAAUGGGCUGGAGAUUGGUUUGUUAAUCCAAAAUCAGUUGCUUCCAACAACUCACUUACACGCGAAGUAUUUACAGAGGAAGCGUACGAAAACCAGAACCGGUUUGCAGGUGAAUUGUGGGAAGAGCAAAGUUAUCAGAAUAGCGAAGACCAAGCUAUAUCUAGCCUCGAUGCUAUAGGUCUACCUGAAGGAUGGGUGUGGGAAACCAAAUGGAAUGUGGACCAUGGAAGACCAUGUGAUGAAGAUGGAUGGGAAUACACAAAAGAUGCGAAUAAGAAAAACCCAAUUUGGGAGCAAACAGAGAAAGUAUUUCAUCAAAAUCGAAAAAGAAGAUGGGUUAGGACAAAGAAGUGCGUUGAUGCGAAGAUACAAGCAAAAAAGGAGCGAGAAAAAUAUUCCGCCGAGGAAGGAUGGGAAUAUGCAAGUGAUUUCCGACGAAGACGAAAAUGGCUGAGACGUUUGAAAACCGAGGAUUCGUCCCGAUCAGCGAUUAUUUUCAAUCUUUCGGAUCAGUCGUUUGUGAUAACUGACGAAGGAUUAGGUGAGGAGACUGAGCCAUCGGAGGAUGAACUUUCAUCAGUUCGAACAGGUCCAAAGGAUGAACACAAAGAAGAAGAUAAAGAGAAGAGUCCUUCAUUCUUCAAGAAAUUGAAAAGUUUGGGAAGAAGUAGCGACGACAGCGAUGAUGAAGAGAGCGAACAUGAAGAGAAAAAGGGUGAGAAAAGUCCUUCCUUCUUCCAAAAGUUGAAGAAGAUAGGAAAAGAUGGCGACAGUGACAAGAAAGCCAAAGUUAGAAGAUCGAUGCCAAGUCCGAAAAUGUAUCUGGAUUUUCAAGGUGCAAUUCCAAUACAACUUCGAGUCUAUUUGUACCAAGCAAGAGAUUUACUUUCAAUGGAUCAAGACAGUUUAUCCGAUCCAUUUAUUUUUGUUUCUUUCAUGGACCGAUGCGAACGUACCCGAGUAAUAGAGAAUUCACUGAACCCUGUUUGGAAUCAAACUUUGAUUAUCGACCUGAAUUACUACGGUGAUCUGAAUCAUCUACGUUCUUCCUGUCCUGAUAUUAUCGUGGAAGUGUUCGAUAAAGACGAUAUUGGAUCAUUGGAAUUCAUGGGAAGUGCAGCAUUUCAACCUCAGUUUAAAAUUGAUCCAGAAGAUUCAACGAUGCCUAAGUUGGCUUGGUACGAUAUACACAAAGGAAAUGCAGAUGCAGGAAAUUUAUUAGCAUGUGCUGAAUUACUAGUGAAAUAUCCCGGAAGAAUAUUGCCGCUUCCUCCUCCACGGCAAAUGGACAUUUACCGAAUUCCGAUUGGGAUUAAACCUGAACUGCAGAGAACAGCAAUCGAGUUAAUGAUAUGGGGUGUGAGGAAUAUGAAAGCUUUCGAGUUACUUAGCGUUGACAAGCCCAGCGUCGUCGUUGAGAUUGGUGACGUCAAAAUCCAGACGGAAGUUAUCAAGAAUCUAAAAAAGACUCCGACGUUUAAAGAACCGAUACUAUUUGUAGAAGCGAAUCUACCAAAGAAACAAAUUUAUUGUCCUCCAAUUUUGUUUCGCGUCAAAGACAAUAGAAAGUUUGGUCGUCGUCCCACGGUUGGUCGACAUGUAAUAUCUGAUAUAACAGAAAACAUAGUUCCUACUCCUGAAAUUGAAGUAAUCGAAGAGGACGAGGGAUUUGACGGUGACACCAGUAUUGAAAUCUCUCCGCCCUCACCAACGGCAGAAUGCAAUGUAGAAGUGCAAACGGAUUACGGCGUGUUGAACGAAGCAGGUCCAAGCGGACUGCAGGACGAAACAAACGACCAAGAAAACCAACAUUUAAUUAUUAAAUCGCCGUCCGAGAGGCCAGAACGCGGAAACGGCAGUGUCUCGCCAAACGGAACUGCUCAAACAGAAAUUGAAAUUUACGAUCCAAACGAUGCAGAUGAAGAAAUACAAGAACCGGAAGAAGAAGCAGGAAGCGACGAUGAAAAUUUUGGUCAAAGUAUCAUAUCGAAAGUCGACAUAUUUCGCAAGAAAAUCAUCGACACAAUUCCAACUGUUGAAAACGAAAAGGAACUCAGGGACGAUGAAAUGGACUGGUGGUCAAAAUAUUACGCAUCAUUGGGAGAUGGGAGCAAGUGUGGACAAUAUCUGAAAACCGGGAUGGAUACUGUUCAAAUUUAUUCAAAUGAGCUGGAAAACGAAGAACCGUACAAUCAAUUCAGCGAUUUCAUUCAAACUUUUAAACUAUUUCGCGGGAAACAAGGAAAAGAUGACGACGAUCCUCCCCCGAUUGUAGGGGAGUUGAAGGCCGCCGUAUACAUGUACCCACUGCCUGAUGAUCCAGGAGAUCCAAUGCCAGAGAAGAUAUUCAAGAACCCGCCUUCAACAGAUACUGUGGAGGUCAAAGUUCGUGUUUACGUUGUAAGAGCGUUUGAUCUUUCUCCGCAAGAUUACAACGGACUUGCAGAUCCUUAUUUGAAAAUCAAAGUAGGGAAGAAACGAAUUCUAGAUCGUCCAAACUACAUUCCGAAUACACUGAACCCUACAUUUGGAAGAAUGUUCGAGCUGGAUUUAAUUCUUCCAUUUGAGAAAGACUUGUACGUUGAAGUCUUCGAUUGGGAUCUUAUAGGCACGGACGACAAAGUCGGGGAAACCAUCAUUGAUUUGGAGAAUCGAUAUCUUAGUAAAUUUAAGGCUUGGUGUGGAUUACCGAAAUCAUAUUGCACUACUGGACUGAAUCAAUGGAGGGAUCAAAUGACGCCGAAGGAAUGGUUAAUCCAAAGAGCAAGAGAACUUGGAGUUGACGAACCUGUUUGGAAUGGAAACACUUCUGUUUUAUUCAACAAAAAGAAAUAUAUGCUCGACACUUUCGAAAGGAAACUGAUUCCAUGCAAAGACUGGGGUCCGGCAGAUCAACGUCUUGCACUUCAUGUAUUACGGACAAUGCCUCAUGUUACAGAGCAUGUCGAAACGAGACCUCUGUUUUCAGAUACAAUGCCAGGCAUUGAACAGGGGAGGUUACAGCUUUGGGUUGAUAUGUUUCCAAAAGACUAUGGUGAGCCUGAAAACCCGUUUGAUAUAACGCCAAGGAAAGCAUCCGAAUAUUAUGUUCGGGUUAUUAUAUGGAACUGCAGUGAAAUACCUAUGAUGGACACCUCGGUUUUUGGCGAAAAGAUGACAGACAUAUAUGUAAAGGCAUGGAUCGGGGGAAUGGAACUUAAAAUGCAGAAAACUGACAUUCAUUACAGGUCUUUAGACGGGACGGGAAUGUUUAAUUGGAGAAUGGUAUUUCCAAUCGACUAUUUACCUCAAGAACGAGCAGCUGUUAUAUCCAGAAAAGAAGGAUUUUUCAGUCUCGAUAAAACGACAACUAAGGUUGCUCCUACCCUUUAUCUACAAGUAUGGGACAAUGAUUUGUUUGGACCAAAUGAAUAUAUUAGUGAAAUUACUCUUCCGCUGAACAAAACUCCAAAAUGUACAAGAUUUAGUAAAUUUGCUACAAUAAAAAAUAUUCCUGAUUUGCAAGGAAAUUGUUCUGUUUCGUUAGUCGACAUGUUUGAUCAGAAGAUGUUGAAAGGCUGGUGGCCUUUGUAUGCGAUGAAAGAGGGGGGGAGAGUCCAAGCAGGCAAGAUAGAAAUGUCCAUCGAAGUUUUAACCAGAGAAGAACAUGACGAAAGACCAGCCGCAAAAGCAAGAGACGAACCGAAUGCAAAUCCAAAACUCGAUCCUCCUAAGCGUCCAGCAACUUCAUUUGCUUGGUGGUCAUCACCGUGGAAAUCAUUUCGCUAUAUUAUCUGGAAAAGAUAUGGAUGCAUCAUUAUUACUAUACUGUUGGUUGUUCUUCUCAUCUUAUUCCUAGCUUUAUUUAUUUACACGUUUCCGGGUUCGUUUACAUCUUGGUUUCUGGGUAAAUUCUGAAAAAAGAAAAGAAUACAAAAACUGAAGAUACGAUAUUUAUGUCAUCUGGUUGACAUAAAUACCGUCUCGGAGAGAUGAUCAAUGGGGACCUUGUCACUGGUAGUAUGAACCCGUGAUGUGCACCAUGACGAUUCUAAGAAAAUUCGCGGCAGAAAGUUUCGCCCUAAGAAGUCUUGUCGCAGGAAAUUUCGCCGCAUAGGAAAAAUCGUCCAUGAAAAAUCGUCGCAAGAGCAAAAUUUUCCUACGCGGCGAGAUUUCCUACGGAGAAUUUUCCGGACAUGCACCAUGACAAUGUUUAUAACUGUUUUCCAUCCACUCGCAAUGGUGAAAGCACCUUUUGGCAUGAAGUGAUGAUGGCAUGAAAAAACUGUCCUGGCAUGAUGUGUCUAAACGGCAUUUACAAGAAAUCUAAUGCCACCAUUUAGUGUAGCCAUCUAUCUACCUAUCGAACACGGAGGUACAUAAAUUGAAGACACAUUUUCACCGAAUAACAGAUUAACAUGUUGUUUAUAUUUAUUUGGUAAUACAUAGAGAUUAUUAUUAAUAGAGUUUAAUUUUAUUUUAGCUAAUAUUUGAAUGCAAGUGUGUUAUUUUGAACUUCUUAUCGAAUAAGUUAGCAGAAUUUAUAGUUCGCAAAAUUUUCGAGAUCAUAAUAUUGCAUAUAGUUUUUAUCUAUUAGAGAGGUUUGCGAAAUAAAUGGAAAUGAAAACAUGUUAAAGUGUACAUUUCCUAACGCUGGUGUUCGCUACCAGAGUUAAGUUUACCUUUGGGAGAAAUGAAAUAAAUGGCUUUACAGAGCAG
Messenger RNA from Styela clava, 7008 nucleotides. The record is from RefSeq and is a predicted model, not a curated record. Lineage: Eukaryota; Metazoa; Chordata; Ascidiacea; Stolidobranchia; Styelidae.